GGCCGGCUCGACAACGCUGCGUGUUGAAACAGGAAGAGACUUUCUGCCACAUUUGUUUAGGAAAAGAGAGCAUCGCACAGACGCCAUAUGGAUUCAGAAGGCUUUAUUCAGGGCAGCGAGAUGAAGAAGCAGAGGGAGAGCCAGUGCACUCAGAAGACCAUCUCAUUGCUGAGCCCCCUGGGGACGAUCCAAGUCAGUGGAUGUGAGAAUGGUGUGCACACCAUCCAGAUCCUAAUGGAUGUCGCACCUGCUGAAAGGAGCAGCGAGGCCCCUCUGAGCUGUGUGGUCAACGAUAGCCCGGCAGAAACGAGCCCCGAGUUGCAGCGCGGCGUUGAAUGGCUCCAGGCGUACUUCAGUGAGCCGCGGACCACUGGGAGUCUCCCGCUCCCUGCCUUUCACCACCCCGCCCUGCAAGGAGACGCGUUCACCAGCCGCGUGCUGCACGUACUUCUGAAGGAUGUGAAGUUUGGAGAGACGGUCUCAUACAAACGCCUCGCUGAGAUGGCGGGAAACCCCAGAGCGGUGCGAGCGGUGGGAGGGGCCAUGAGGAGGAACCCGGUUCCUCUCCUCAUUCCCUGCCAUCGAGUCAUUUCGAGCAGUGGACAGAGUGGGCCGUACAUGAGCGGCAAGGGCAACCAUCUCAAACAAUGGCUGCUCACCCAUGAGAGGCAGAGAAAGGAAGGCUAAAGCAUGACGGAGGCCAACUGUCCUUCAUUCACUACACACACACACACACAAGGCCAGGAUUUUUUUUUUAUUUUUAUUUUUUUUAAACACAAAACAGGGCCAUAAAGUUUAGCGUGCUUGGCACACACUGUGGAACAACUGGAGCUACUUCUAAAUAUUCAGUUUAUACUCCUUUUUUAAAUCUAAGAAUAGAGAUGCUGCAUAGUUAAUGUGAUACAGAGUUGUUGCAGAAUUAGAAUGUACAAAAAUAACUUAAACAGAGAACAGUAGGAAUUACAAACAUAUGCUCCCGUGGGUCUCCGUUGCGUUUGCCAGAUAGUGCUGGAAUGGUUUUUCUAAAGAAUUAUUAUUCCCUUAAAAAUAUGUCUCUUGCAUUGUUGUUGUUGUUGUUUUUUUUUUCCUAAGCAGAAUUAGUCUUUGUACCUCUCGUUGGUUUUUUAAUUUCCUGCCAAGUGAAUGCUUUGUUCAACAUCCAGUGAUAAAGGCUCUGAAUUUUACUGCUACAAAGCUUUGUAGUGAAGCAUUUGUUUUGUCUUCAUUUAGAUCUCAUUGUUUGCUCUCGCCUUAUAAUCUACCUAGAGAAGAGACGUCUUCUGCAUUAUAUACUGUACUUAUGAUACAUUAGACACGUUUAGAUAAAUACAUUUCACACUGACAAAUCCUGCCUUUUCAUCAUUUUAAUUGUAUUUAAUUUAAAAAUUGAUUUCAUGUAGCAUUCACUCAGUUCGGAUCAUAAUUAAUUAUGCUGUAUGUCUUCUCUCCCCGCUGCAGCUCUGUAUGUCAGAGCUCCUUCUUUUAUUUCUGAGUGGUGUUUUCCAUUAGAGGGCAGUACAGAACGGGAAACAGAAAUCAACAUUUCAACCUUGAAUUCAUCCUGCACAUUUAAUCUCUAAGUUAAAUGUUUAUUAUGUUAUUUUAUUUUCAUCACAACUCCUUUAAAUCCCUUUGGGAUAAAUUAUUCACUCUUAAACAGACCAUAUGGAGAGGGCAGAUGUGGUGGUGUGUGUUUUGAAAAAUCACUUGCUUUAAUUGAAUAUGUCCUGUACUUUUAUUUUCUACAUUUCCUCACAAUGAUCUGGUGUAAAAUUGACAGUUUAGACUUUUUUUCCCCUUAAAUUCUUCAUUCUACUCACUGUCUAGUGCAGCUCCAGAGUGACCCUUACUUGCCCAUAGUUAUUCCUCCUCUGUUCGGCCCAGGUAGCCUAAUAAUCCAAGCUCCAAAAAUAACCUCAGCUCUAACCUUUACAGAACCAAUUCAAGUGGCCCACUCGCUGAAUACAUUUGAACUUUGCUGCAUUUUUGAAUUUCUUAUCCGAUCAGCUCCGUGUGGCUGUCUUGCCGUGCUGCUGGACUCACUUACUCUGCCAUUGGAGCACCAUCGCAGCGUAGAUGUUGAGGCAGCAGACAGGCAGAUGAAGAAUGAGACUCAGUCUGUGGUUUCACAGAGGGCUAAUGAUGCCUGUGGUGACUACAGGCUACAGUCAGCCCCCUAACGAAGGGAGCUGUGACACAGCCACAAGGGGUCCCAUUUAAGCUGGGCGCACUCUGAAGUGCACUGUAAGCACCCUCCUUUUUUGCUUGUGGCUAAGUAAAUUCUAUGGAAUGCUAUGAAUUUAGCAACCAGAGAUACUGAUAUCUGUAGAGUUGUGCAGUUGAUGUUAAAAAACAAGUCCAGCAUCAAAGCCUCAGACAUCCUGCCAGUAAUUGGCCAUGUAAUUGCUUAGGUACCCAAGGAAACUCUCUGAAAUAAUUCACACCUUUUAUUUUCACCAUUUUUACAUUUUCGUGGUAUUUUAGUAUUUAUCAGCAUUAGUAGCAGUGUUAUUAUUAUGUCUGUGUUAUUUUGUGGUUGUAAUUUUACCAUGUGUACCACUUCCGUAUCAUGCUGGCUCAGAGAUAAAAAGGAAUUAGAUUAAAAGAGGCUGAGACGA
Molecule: messenger RNA, 2618 nt
Organism: Toxotes jaculatrix (banded archerfish)
Lineage: Eukaryota; Metazoa; Chordata; Actinopteri; Toxotidae
Gene: mgmt
Product: O-6-methylguanine-DNA methyltransferase
Exons: 5
Coding region: 88-687 (199 amino acids)
Biological process (GO): DNA repair
Cellular component (GO): nucleus
Molecular function (GO): methylated-DNA-[protein]-cysteine S-methyltransferase activity
Source: RefSeq, a predicted model, not a curated record